This is a messenger RNA of Cynoglossus semilaevis (tongue sole), 2090 nucleotides long. It is a transcript of the gene haus4, whose product is annotated as HAUS augmin-like complex, subunit 4. The transcript is spliced from 9 exons. Gene Ontology annotation, cellular component: HAUS complex. Gene Ontology annotation, molecular function: microtubule minus-end binding. NCBI's taxonomy places the organism in Eukaryota, Metazoa, Chordata, Actinopteri, Pleuronectiformes, Cynoglossidae. The coding region runs from base 159 to 1268 and encodes 369 amino acids. Gene Ontology annotation, biological process: spindle assembly; centrosome cycle. The record is from RefSeq and is a predicted model, not a curated record.
GGGGGGCAGUAUUAGCCGUUGCACUCAUUUGAUCACAUGUUCAGACAGCCAGCCAAUCAGAAGAUGCUUUGCUGGAGCGCGCAACUUGAUUCAGGAAAUAACGGGUGCACCGACAACAGUAACAUUGAUUGAUUGAAAAUAACUUCAUUUGGGUAAAUAUGUCCAUCGUUUCUGACUCUACUCUUUUGUCAUCGCUUGGGAAAGGCGACAGUUUACACCAAAAAGUUCUUGCAACCUUCCCUCUGUGUGAUGUGACCGAAGAAGAUCUGACCCGGAACCCGCAGAUGUGUAAACUUAUGGCCACACUGGCCCAACAUGUGGACAAGACUGGGCUCACCAUGUUUCUAAAGUCAGAGCUGGACAAGGCUGAACAGAGGCUUCAGAACCACAGGCGUCAGUGGCUUUGCUCUGAGAGCCUCUACACAGGGCUGCAGGAGAUGAUCCAGGACUGCUGUGUAAGGGAGCAUCAUGCUACAGUACCACCAGACCAGAAAAUGUUCUGUGAGACUGUAAAGAGUUGUCUCGAAGUGGCCCAAUGCGUCAGACAACUGGACCUCAGUAGCACAACCACUGAGGACCAGUCUUCUAUCCUGGGCCUGCGCUCUGAACAGGUACUGGAACUCAUGCCAGCAGAGAAGAAUGUACAAAGAAUUAAACAAAGUUUACCCAAUGAACUGGAGAAACAUCUCAAGAAAAAGUGUUUCAACCUGCUCUCUUACUAUCAGCCUGAAUGGGAGAAUGAAAGUGAGGGUCUGAAGAACAGCAAACUGUCACACCUGUCUGCCCUGCUGGAAAAAGAGAAGAAAAGGACAGAAAGUUUGAACGAGACCUCCAAGGAAAAGACACUUCUCCUGCAGAGACAGAUUCAACUCUACACCUCUGAGUUGACAAAGUGUGUUCAGCUCCUCCAGUCUCUGGUGUUGGACCACAGACUCAAGAUACAGACGGAUCUGGACAGGAAGAAGCUGGAGUAUUUUGAAGGCAAAUGUGAACUUGUCUUACAGAAGAUAAAGGCUGAGAUGGUGGAUAUUCAGUUGGACACAUACACCCCUGAAGCAAUAUCUGCACACAAAAAGAUAAGAGAAAAUCUAGAUUCUGAGCUGAAGGCCUGUCAGUUGGAGAAGCAGUCCAUAGAGUUAAAACUCUCCUCCUUUGAGAUCUUGGGCAAAGACUUUGAGACCCUGGCUGAGGAAUACUGCAGGUUACGGCAGGAGAUUGAGAUGAAAAACUGGGCCCUGAAGGAGUUUACGCAGUACAAAAACAAAUGAAGUUUAUACAUUUAAUAUAAUGUUUUCCGUAAAAGGCUCUUCUUUCUAGCGUGUUAAAACUCACAGGUAAAGGGUUUAUUUUGUUUGAAUACGUUUUCUAUACCUAGUAAGUUCUUUUCUCAUUAUUUCCAUGUAUCUCUUACAUUGUCACAUUAAGUACAAAUGACUGACUUUUAAUUUCCCUUUAAAACUUUUCCUGAUUUUCUUUAAAAUAUGGAGUAACUAACUUAAAUCACAUCCUCUUUGUGUAGGACUACAAAUCAGACUUACAUUUACUCCAAGUUAAUACAUGUUAAUCACCCAUUGGUAGAUGCAUUUUACAUCACGGUAAAGGCACACAUUAUUUAUUUACUUUUGCUGUUGUUAAUUUUUUUUAGAGCAAUUGUUUAAAUCACCCUUCUUUGGAAAACUCAUACUCCAAGACUGGAUGAAAUUUAUUUUGACUUGUAGUGUGUGUCUCAUUAUUUUGAAGUUAAUUCAGGCUUGAGGAUGUACAUAUAAUGUUCAUCUUAACGUUGUACUAUUAUUUGUGUCAGAAAUCCUUUAACUGAUGCUAUUUUGUGGCUGUUUCUGUUAGUGGUUGUUGCAUUUGUCUGAUUGUUCAAUGUAUGUGUAAAUAAUUCUCAAUAAAUGUUGAUCUAUUAAUUUUAUCUUUUUACAACAAUCCACAGGAGUUGAUGACAGAUGACCUUACACACUUUGGGGACAAGUGAUUCCCAUUGCACAACAGGCCGUAUAUCAAAAUACUACGUGUGUAAUGUUACUAAACAAAAUGUACAUUCUAUACAACUUGUGUAUAUGUAAUAAACUUAUUUCUGCUUA